CUCAGGUUCUUCAGGAGCAGUUUGAGGAACGUGAAAGAGUUUGAGGUGGUGACACAACCUCCAAACCAACCAAAUGUGCUGGACAAACAAGUCUGAUCCGUGGAGGCCCUACAGAAGAACCUACAGGAUCUUUCAGGAUCUGCUGCUAACGUCUUGGUGCCAAAACCCACAGGAGACCCCUCUGAAAGAUCAGAAGUGGGAUCUACACAGUAUUAGGCAGGUGGUUUUAGUGGGUGUGGUGGAUCAUGACCGUGUUGUGUGAUGUGUUUUCUAUGUGUGUGUGUGUGUGUGUGUGUGUGUGUGUACAGAGUGUAAAGGUGAUGUCGGGCAGUAAGGCUCUGGGGGGGGCGAGGCGGCGCCGUACCCGUUGCCGGCGCUGUCAGGCCUGCAUGCGCUCCGAGUGUGGAGAGUGUCACUUCUGCAAGGACAUGAAGAAGUUCGGGGGCCCGGGACGCAUGAAGCAGUCGUGCCUGCUGAGACAGUGCACCGCUCCGGUGCUCCCUCACACGGCCGUGUGUUUCGCGUGUGGAGAGGCAGGGAAGGAGGACACGGUGGAGUCGGAGGAGGAGAAGUUCAGCCUCUCUCUGAUGGAGUGCACCAUCUGUAACGAGAUCAUCCACCCCAGCUGCCUGAAGAUGGGGAAGGCGGAGGGCAUCAUUAACGAUGAGAUCCCGAACUGCUGGGAGUGUCCCAAAUGCCACAAAGAGGGUAAAACCAGCAAGGACGGUGACGGUUUAGGGAAGAGACGCUUGGAUAACGGUGAAGUCGGGCGCUGGAAGCUCACGGACGAUCCUCCACCGAGCAAGAAGAAACCGGCACCGACCGAGGAGCCCAGACAGGACGGCCAGAAACGCAAGAAAGAGAAGGAGAAGGAGGUGUCUCAGGAGAGCGGCCCCAAGAAAAAGAUGAAAGGUCCUCGAGAGAAGCAUCUGAAAAAGAAACAGAAGCCGGACUCGGCCGAGACCAACGGGCCGAACUCUUCAUCCGGAGGCCAAGGCUCAGCCGGUGGUACGGCGGCGACGCAGCCUCCAUCCUCGGCGUCUAAUCAGGACCAGCGCUCCCAUCACCGCGAGAAACUGGAGCGCUUCAAGCGCAUGUGCCAGCUGCUGGAGCGCACCAGAGACUCCUCCUCGUCCUCCUCGUCCUCCAGCUCCGAGUCCGACUCCGAUUCGGACUCCGAUUCGGACUCGGGGUCCCCGGGGGCCACGUCGGAACCGCCGUCCCCGCCGGCGACAGGCUACGGUGCCCGGGAACGCGAGAGAGAGCGAGAGCGGGAGAAAGAACGAGAGCGAGAGAGGAACCGGCGUCUGGCCGAGCUCGGGUUCAGCGCCAGCGAGGACUCGGAGGGCGAGAGGACGGGGAACGAGCAGGACCACGACACGGCGUCAGAGGAGACCCGGCAGCAGCAGCAGCAGCGCCGGAGAUCCGAAAACGCGCCGCGCGGACGCAAAUCCACCAUCGUGACCGAGAUGGAGGAUGAGGACGUCACCGGCGGGGAGAAGAACAGGAAACCUGGGCUCCUGACUCCGCCCUCUCCCUCACCGCUUUCCUCCAGUCAGCAUCAAACCUCCCUCGGGCACGGCCACUCGGAGGGCGUGUCCAAGCGGAGUAACGGACAGGAAGUGUCCAGGAACGGGCGGGCGAGGAUGGAGAAGGAGAACGCCAAGACCAACAACAGCGGCGGCAGCACCAACUCCAACCACCGGCACCAGACCAACAAAUCCAGCCGCGCCGGCAAAGCGCGUUCGGGAACCAAACAGACCUCCACGGCGCCGCCCACCGCAUGGGGAGGGACGCUGAACGGAGGGAACGGCGCCUCCAUCCUGGCCAAUCCGGCGUCCCGUAUCGCGUCCCAUCUCUCCAUGAUCUCUUCGCCCAGGACGCCGCAGAUGGAGCGGCACCUGGUGCGCCCCCCUCCGGCGUGCCCCGAGCCGCACUGCCUCCUGCUGGACAGCGGCGCCUCGCACGUCCUGCCGCGCGACGUCUGGCUCCGGGUGUUCCAGCACCUCAGUCAGAAGCAGCUGUGUGUCUGCAUGAGGGUCUGCAGGACGUGGAGUCGCUGGUGCUGUGACAAGCGCCUGUGGACUCAGAUCGACCUGAGCCGGCAGAGGUCCAUCACCCCCCCCAUGCUGAGCGGCAUCAUCCGCCGUCAGCCCGUCUCCCUCAACCUGGGUUACACCAACAUCUCCAAAAAGCAGCUCAUGUGGCUCAUCAACCGAUUACAGGGUCUGUGCGAGCUGAACAUUUCGGGAUGUCCGUGGGCGUCCGUGUCGGCCCUGUGCCAGACGGUCUGUCCCUGUCUGCGUCUGCUGGACCUGAGCCGAGUCGAGGACCUGAAGGAUUCUCACCUGAAAGAACUCCUGGCCCCGCCCACCUCUGACACAGCCGACACCAAAGGUGGGCGGUUCCAGAACGUGACAGAGCUGCGAUUGGCUGGCCUGGAAGUGACUGACACGGCCUCGAAGCUGCUGGUUCAGUUCCUCCCUCACCUCACCAAGCUGGACCUGAGUCAGUGUGCACAGAUCACCGACCAAACCAUCCAAACCCUCACGUCCCAGUUCUCCCCCCUGAAGGAGAGUCUCGUCCACAUCAACCUCACAGGUUGUGUGAAGGUGACGGCGCAGUCUCUAGCCAUGUUGCGGCGGUGCGCAGCCAUGCAGACGGUGGACCUGCGCUCCUGCGGCCUCCCCCCCGCCGACACAGACGACAGACUGCUGAAGAACAGCUAAGAUCGUCCCUGCGGCCACACUACAGCCAAACGGAAUGAGACGCAUCCCACACCCACCGGGGGGGGGGGA
Messenger RNA from Trichomycterus rosablanca, 2798 nucleotides. RefSeq lists its product as uncharacterized. Gene Ontology annotation, molecular function: zinc ion binding; transcription coregulator activity; protein binding. The coding region runs from base 246 to 2729 and encodes 827 amino acids. The record is from RefSeq and is a predicted model, not a curated record. Gene Ontology annotation, biological process: protein demethylation; regulation of transcription by RNA polymerase II. The transcript is spliced from 10 exons. NCBI's taxonomy places the organism in Eukaryota, Metazoa, Chordata, Actinopteri, Siluriformes, Trichomycteridae.